Lodderomyces orthopsilosis Co 90-125 is the source of this 1629-nucleotide messenger RNA. RefSeq names its product Ecm4 cytoplasmic glutathione S-transferase. The record is from RefSeq and is a predicted model, not a curated record. Lineage: Eukaryota; Fungi; Ascomycota; Pichiomycetes; Serinales; Debaryomycetaceae. The transcript has a single exon. Gene Ontology annotation, molecular function: protein binding. Bases 1 to 1629 code for a protein of 542 amino acids.
AUGAUGCUCAGUACAUCGUCACUUACAAACUUCCCCGAUGAAAUUAUCCACAACAUUCUCGAUCAGGGUAUCUUGACGCGAACUGAUCUCCACAAGUUUCUAUUCAACAAAACAACCCAUCAUAUUGCUCAACGUAUACUCAACAAAAGAGUACUUGUUCAUUUAUCAGUUGGUAAACGGCGCAACUAUGAAAGCUCGAUCACAACACCUUACGACUACGAUACCACUUGUGACCAACACAUAUACUACAACUUCUCUACCGUCGAAUUGUUUUUACACUGGUUGGCUGAUCAUUAUAAUUUACAAAAUUACAUCAUUCAAAUCUUCAUUGAACAAUUUGAUCUAAGUGAUCUAAAGGCAUUGAAACUUUUACGUGGCAAAAACUUAAAGAUCUACCUUAAUUAUGAGCAUGACUUGUUGAAUCUGGCCCCUCGGUUCAACCGACUCAUUUGGCCAUGCUUUAGAGGGAUUUUUAGUUUGACUGAAAACAGAAUUAGUGUGGUUAUCGAAUAUGAAAACUUUAUAGAAUCACCAAUCCAUUUGAACCUAACAGACAUUGAGGAGAUCGAGAUCCGAAGUUACUUUCCCACAGCUCAGUCCUUCCAUUUGAUUACCGACAUGCCAUGUUUGGCCAAAAUUGUGAUUAAUAAUAGCAGUUUAGCGCCAUUGAAUUUGAAACUUGAUUGUCGUGGUGAUAAUGUUGAAACUUUUGUAAUUAAAGGCCCAGUCGAAAGUUUGGUUCAUGUGGGUAAGUUCUUACAAUAUGAUUGUCAUCGCAUUAGGAAUUUAGUGGUCAAUCGAUGCAAUUUACACGAUUUUCAUUGUCAUUUUUUGAAGCAUUUCAGCCCAUCCGGAUUGCCAAGCUUGCGUAAAUUGGACUUAAGUAGCAAUGAGUUCGGAAGUUUGGAGAAUAUUAAUUUACAACUGUACUUCCCUCGAUUGCUUAGCUUGCAAAUCAAAUUUGAAAUCCACAAGACCAACAAGUUCAGAUUUAGUAAUAUUCAACUACCCUCAACAUUGCAAGUGCUCAAUCUACAAGACAAGAAGAUUUACAGUUUCAGCAUUGCCAUGGGACCAAAGCAAUUCAAAAGUUUGGACUUAUCCUACAACUACCCCUUGGAUUUCCACUUCAACAGUAUCGAUGAAAUUGAUUCACUAAACUUGUCCUACAACAGAUCCAUAUUAUCAUCGAUCCAUCGAUUCAAUCUUGAUGAUAUUGCCAAAUUUAUUUUCAGCAAAGUUGAGCAGUUGAAUCUACAAGGGUGUAACAUAACAAAUGAAGAUUUGGAAAGUUUGGAACUACUACUAGCUUCCCCCAUACAACAACUGCCUAAUGCACCACUUUCACGACUUCACAUCCUAAAUCUAUCAAAUAACAAAUUGAGUAACUUACGAUGCUUCAAUUCCAAAUCUUUCAAAAUGUUACCAUUGCAACAGGUUGAUUUAUCCUUUAAUGCAUUUUAUUCAUUAAGCAAGUAUAAUUUCCCACUAACUUUAGCUAAUUAUCCUAACUUGUUGAAAAUCAAUUUGACAGGCAAUUCACGACUACUGAGAAUUCACUCGAGCAAUGACGAUGAGUAUCCUAAAUUGGAAACUAUGUACACUUCAAUUCGACCAAAUUCAAUAUGA